CCCGUUCAAUGAAAUUAGACAAACCCAGGGAACUAGCUUCAAAUUUUUCACUUCUCACCAAUAUAUAUGUACACACAAUGUAUUUCCUCUCUAACAAUAUGACACAUUCUCCUCCUCCUUCUUAUAGAAACUUUAAUCUCGCUUGAAGCACUUUACAAAUCAUUUCAUAAAAUAUAUAAUAUACAAUACUAUACACAAUGAGAUAUACAUAUUUCUGUUUGAGAAACUAGUUAGUAAAAUGGCAUCCGUAUUGGCAGGGGAUGAGGUGACAAUAUCAACAAGUAGUAGUCGGAGUUGGAAGUCGAUGAGUUUCCAGGACAUAUGGACAGCAACAGCAGGGGCAGUUCCCGACGUGUUCGAGCGGAGUGAUCGACACACACAGGAGGAUGACGAGUAUCACCUCACCUGGGCAGCCAUUGAGCGGUUGCCUACUUUAGAGAGAAUGAGAAAAGGUGUAAUGAAACACGUUGAUGAAAAUGGAAAAGUUGGGCAUGAUGAAGUUGAUGUUGCGAAACUUGGUUUACAUGACAAAAAACUCUUGUUGGAUAGCAUCCUUAAGAUUGUUGAAGAAGACAAUGAGAAGUUUCUAAGAAAACUUAGAGACAGACAAGACAGGGUGGGGAUUGAAAUUCCAAAAAUUGAAGUUCGUUAUGAGAAUUUAUCUGUGGAAGGAGAUGUGUAUGUUGGUAGCAGAGCUCUUCCUACUUUGCUUAAUGUUACCAUCAACACUUUGGAGAGUGUUCUUGGAUUGUUUCGUCUUGCACCAUCCAAGAAAAGAGAGAUUCAAAUUCUCAAACAUGUUAGUGGAAUUGUUAAACCAUCAAGGAUGACACUCCUUCUAGGUCCUCCAGGUUCUGGAAAAACAACAUUGCUUUUAGCACUUGCAGGAAAACUUGAUCGUGAUUUAAGGGCUUCUGGGAAAAUAACUUACUGUGGUCAUGAGUUAAAUGAAUUCGUUGCUACAAAAACGUGUGCAUAUAUUAGUCAGCAUGACAUUCACUACAGAGAAAAUACGGUGAGAGAGACAUUGGAUUUUUCAUCAUGUUGUCUAGGUGUUGGCACAAGGUAUGAAUUAUUGAUGGAACUCUCAAGAAGGGAGAAAGAUGCAGGAAUUAAACCAGACCCUGAGAUUGAUGCUUUCAUGAAGGCCAUUGCAUUAUCAGGCCAAAAAACCAGUUUUGUAACUGAUUAUGUUCUCAAGAUGCUUGGAUUGGAUAUUUGUGCUGACAUUAUGGUAGGUGGUGAAAUGAAAAGGGGCAUCUCUGGAGGACAAAAGAAGCGAUUAACAACAGGGGAGAUGCUGGUAGGACCAGCAAAAGUACUCUUCAUGGAUGAAAUAUCAACAGGAUUGGAUAGCUCAACCACUUUUGAAAUAUGCAAGUUCAUGAGACAAAUGGUUCACAUAAUGGAUGUAACCGUAGUCAUUUCCCUUUUACAGCCAGCACCAGAGACAUUUGAACUUUUUGACGACAUUAUUCUACUUUCAGAAGGUCAAAUUGUAUAUCAAGGUCCGCGUGAAAAUGUGCUAGAGUUCUUCGAAUACACGGGCUUUAGGUGCCCAGAGAGAAAAUGUGUUGCUGAUUUCUUACAAGAAGUAACAUCCAAGAAAGACCAACAACAAUACUGGUUUAGAAGAGAUGAACCUUAUAGAUAUGUUUCAGUUCCUGAAUUUUUUGAGUUCUUUCAUUCAUUUCAUAUUGGAGAGGAAAUUGCGGCAGAGAUUAAGGUUCCUUAUAAUAAGAGUCAAACCCACCCAGCUGCAUUAGUGAAAGAAAAAUAUGGUAUUUCAAGUUGGAAAGUAUUUAAGGCAUGCUUUUCAAAGGAAUGGCUUCUUAUGAAAAGGAAUGCUUUUGUUUAUGUGUUCAAAACAACACAGAUAGCAAUCAUGUCUAUUAUUACUUUUACUGUGUUCUUUAGAACAAAAAUGCCGGUUGGUACUGUUCAAGAUGGACAAAAAUUCCAUGGUGCAUUAUUCUUUACAAUGAUAAAUGUGAUGUUCAAUGGGAUGGCAGAACUAUCCAUGACAGUUUAUAGGCUACCUGUGUUCUACAAACAAAGGGAUAUCAUGUUUUACCCUGCAUGGGCAUUUGCAUUACCCAUAUGGAUUCUUAGGAUCCCUCUUUCCUUUAUGGAAUCAGCGAUAUGGAUUGUUCUUACAUAUUUUACAAUUGGGUUCGCUCCUUCUGCUAGCAGAUUUUUUCGACAAUUCUUGGCAUUAUUUGGCAUUCAUCAGAUGGCUCUUUCUUUAUUUCGGUUCGUCGCCGCAGUUGGUAGAACACCAGUGGUUUCAAAUUCAUUGUCUAUGUUGAUCUUUGUAGUGGUAUUUGUGCUAGGAGGUUUCAUUAUUGCCAAAGAUGACAUUAAGCCAUGGAUGAUAUGGGGCUACUAUAUAUCUCCUAUAAUGUAUGGCCAAAAUGCCAUAGCAAUUAAUGAAUUCUUAGACAAAAGAUGGAGUAAACCAAAUACAGACACAAGAAUUGAUGCACCGACAGUUGGAAAAGUACUUCUCAAAGCCAGAGGCUUGUUUACAGAAGAUUAUUGGUAUUGGAUCUGCAUUGGAGCCUUGAUUGGGUUUUCUCUUCUCUUCAACCUUCUCUUCAUCCUCUCAUUGACUUAUUUGAAUCCGUUAGGUUAUUCGAAAGCAGUCACUGCAGAUGAAGAUGACAAGAACAAUGGAAAUCCAUCCUCUAGACACCACCCCCUUGAAGGUAUGGACUUAGCAGUGAGAAAUUCAUCAGAAAUUACCAGUUCAUCUAACCAUGAAUUGAGAAGAGGAAUGGUUCUACCGUUUCAACCGCUUUCAAUAGCAUUCAAUCAUAUUAGCUACUACAUAGACAUGCCAGCAGAAAUGAAGAGUCAUGGAAUGAACAAGGAAAAACUUCAACUACUACAAGAUGUUAGUGGUGCUUUUAGACCAGGAAUAUUAACAGCACUUGUAGGUGUUAGUGGUGCUGGGAAGACAACACUCAUGGAUGUAUUAGCUGGAAGAAAAACUGGUGGAUACAUUGAAGGAAAUAUUAGCAUAUCAGGUUACCAAAAGAACCAAGAAACAUUCGCCCGAAUUAGUGGUUACUGCGAACAGAAUGAUAUUCAUUCUCCUCAUGUUACUGUCUAUGAAUCACUAUUAUUUUCGGUGUGGCUUCGUCUUCCUUCAGAUGUAAAGAAACAAACUCGAAAGAUGUUUGUUGAAGAAGUUAUGGAAUUGGUAGAACUUAAAGCACUUAGAGAUGCUCUUGUGGGACAUCCUGGUGUGGAUGGUCUAUCAACAGAACAAAGGAAGAGACUUAGUAUUGCUGUGGAAUUGGUUGCUAACCCUUCAAUCAUCUUCAUGGAUGAACCAACAUCAGGCCUUGAUGCUAGAGCCGCUGCUAUUGUUAUGCGGACCGUGAGAAAUACAGUAGAUACAGGGAGAACUGUUGUUUGCACAAUUCAUCAACCAAGCACGGAUAUUUUUGAAGCUUUUGAUGAGCUAUUGCUGAUGAAAAGAGGAGGACAAGUUAUCUAUGCCGGACCUCUUGAUCGCCACUCACACAAGCUUGUAGAAUAUUUUGAAGCUAUCGCAGGUGUUCAAAAAAUCAAGGAUGGUUAUAAUCCGGCCACAUGGAUGCUUGAAGUCAGUUCUGCUUCAGUUGAGGCUCAAUUAGAUAUAGAUUUUGCAGAAAUUUAUGCCAACUCCAACCUUUACCAGAGGAAUCAAGAACUUAUUAAGGAGCUGAGUACUCCAGCACCAAAUUCGAAGGAGUUGUAUUUCCCAACCAAAUAUUCUCAAUCAUUUUUUGUUCAAUACAAAGCUAACUUCUGGAAACAAAAUCUGUCCUAUUGGAGACAUUCUCAAUACAAUGCCGUCCGAUUUCUCAUGACCUUAGUCAUUGGAGUAUCAUUUGGUCUAAUAUUUUGGCAGCAAGGCAAAAACACCAAAAAACAACAAGAUCUACUAAAUCUUUUGGGAGCCAUGUACUGUGCUGUGCUUUAUCUUGGCUUUAUGAAUUCUUCAACCGUGCAACCAGUUGUUUCUAUUGCAAGAACGGUUUUCUAUCGGGAAAGAGCAGCAGGGAUGUAUUCUGCAUUAUCCUAUGCAUUUGGUCAGAUGGCAGUUGAGACAAUUUAUAAUGCAGUUCAAACAACCAUUUACACACUAAUCCUUUACUCCAUGAUUGGGUUUGAAUGGAAGGCGGCGAACUUCUUAUGGUUUUAUUACUACAUAUUUAUGAGUUUUAUGUACUUCAAAUUGUUUGGAAUGAUGUUUGCUGCACUAACACCAAGCCUCGAAGUUGCCGCCAUUUCUACGACCUUCUUUAUGACUCUUUGGAACUUGUUCUCUGGCUUUCUCAUUCCUAAGACGCAAAUACCUAUAUGGUGGAGAUGGUACUAUUGGGCUUCUCCAAUUGCAUGGACACUAUAUGGCAUUAUAACUUCACAGCUAGGUGACAAAAAUACAGAAAUAGUGAUACCAGGAGCUGGAAGCAUGGAACUAAAGGAAUUCUUGAAACAAAAUUUGGGUUAUAAUCAUAAUUUUCUUCCUCAAGUUGCUGUUGCUCAUUUAGGCUGGGUUCUCCUCUUUGCAUUUGUGUUUGCCUUUAGCAUCAAAUUCCUCAACUUCCAAAAAAGAUAGUAUAUACAUGAGCCAAAUCAUGUAUAUCAGCUUAAAAAUUACUACAUGUAUAAUUUUUUUUAUUUGUUUAUGAAUUCUGCAUUUUGAGUGAAUUCAACCUAUAGGAGUUGAGUAGAUAAAUAAAUAGAUGAAGAUGUAGUUGCAUGCCUCGCGAGGAAUCA
Molecule: messenger RNA, 4773 nt
Organism: Medicago truncatula (barrel medic)
Lineage: Eukaryota; Viridiplantae; Streptophyta; Magnoliopsida; Fabales; Fabaceae
Product: ABC transporter G family member 39
Exons: 20
Coding region: 239-4612 (1457 amino acids)
Cellular component (GO): membrane
Molecular function (GO): ABC-type transporter activity; ATP binding; ATP hydrolysis activity
Source: RefSeq, a predicted model, not a curated record